GGCAGUAGAAUCUGUCACGGACCAAAGUAUAUUUCUAAAGAAUGCUUUUUGGGAUAUGGCGAAGGUUAUGGCUUUGUAAUCCUUAAAAAUGUCUACUUUUAGCCUAAUUCGCAGGGUUAAACUAGCAAUUGCGGUUCCAAUUUGUGGUCCUCCUGCUAAAACUAUUUACACCUGUCGAUUUCGUUCGACUGUAUCGCGUAACCUUAAAGUAAACCAAAUGCAUAUGAUAUCUAAAUGUUUGCAAAGGUUUUCAUCCACUAAUGUUAAAAAACAUAUAAACGUUGGCACGAUAGGACACGUCGAUCACGGUAAAACGACGCUUACAGCAGCAAUAACGAAAGUGUUGCAGGAAGACGGACUCGCAAAAUAUAUUUCCUAUGACCAGAUAGACAGGGCGCCAGAAGAAAAGGCCAGAGGAAUCACCAUAAACGCGUGCCAUGUCGGUUACAGCACAAAAAAUAGACAUUACGCGCAUACUGAUUGCCCCGGCCACGCCGAUUACAUAAAAAACAUGAUAUCCGGGGCUUCGCAGAUGGACUGUGCAAUAUUGGUUGUGGCCGCCACUGACGGCCAAAUGCCACAAACCCGAGAGCAUUUGCUUUUGGCCAAGCAAGUCGGGGUUCAAAAAAUUGUCGUUUUCGUCAAUAAAGCUGAUUUAGUCGAUAACGAGGUUUUAGAACUUGUAGAGAUUGAGGUUAGGGACCUGUUGGAUAAUUUUGGAUUCGAUGGGUCAAAUUCGCCUGUAGUUACCGGCUCCGCCUUGGAAGCGCUGAAUGGUAAUGAUACUGAGAUGGGUAAACAGUCCAUUAAGAAGCUACUUGAUACAUUGGAUAGGUAUGUCUCUCCUCCGGAACGAGACUUUGCCUCUCCAUUUAUGUUACCCAUUGACAAUGUGUUUACUGUACCUGGACGUGGUACUGUACUGAUAGGUACCUUGAGCCGAGGGGUGAUGAAAAAGAAUGCUGAGGCCGAACUGCUGGGGUUCGACCAGACUAUUAAGACCACUGUUAGUGAUAUUCAGGUGUUCAAAAAAAGUGUCCCGCAAGCGGUUGCGGGCGAGAACGUGGGCGCUUUGGUACGUGGCGUCAAACUGAGCGACGUCAAGAGAGGCAUGCUUCUUUGCGCCGCAAAGACGGUCGCCCUGAGCAACAGAUUCAAGGCCAGUGUUUAUUUUCUCAGUAAAGCCGAAGGGGGCCGAAGCAAACCAAUUGUAGGCAAAUACUGUCAGCAGUUGUUUAGCAAAACGUGGAACGUCGCGUGCCGCAUAGAUUUAGAAGAAAACGUGGAAAUGAUCAUGCCCGGUGAACACGGCCAGGUGAUUUUGACACUGUUGUCCAAAAUGGUGAUGCCUCAAGGGCAGCAGUUUACUAUCAGGGAGAAUAACAUUACGGUUGCGACCGGCAUUGUUACAGACACGUUACCGAAUGUUAACAUUAGCCAUUCCUUGGGAAAGCUUUAGCGUUGUGAUAUAAUUAAGUGUAAUUGGUCGAUUGGCGUCUAAUUGGACCCGCAAUUUUGCACACGUUUUUAUUAUUAAAUUAU
Molecule: messenger RNA, 1542 nt
Organism: Cylas formicarius (sweet potato weevil)
Lineage: Eukaryota; Metazoa; Arthropoda; Insecta; Coleoptera; Brentidae
Product: elongation factor Tu-like
Exons: 4
Coding region: 89-1459 (456 amino acids)
Biological process (GO): mitochondrial translational elongation
Cellular component (GO): mitochondrion
Molecular function (GO): GTP binding; GTPase activity; translation elongation factor activity
Source: RefSeq, a predicted model, not a curated record